GGCUCCCCAACAUCAAGACAGCCAGCGCCAGCGUCGACAUCAUGUCGCCCGUCAACCAGAACGGCUGCUUCGAGUUCGACCGCAUCAUCAAGGCCGGCACCGUGGUGAAGCGCACCCGCAAGACAAAGUCAUGGAAGCACGUCUACCUCGUCCUGCGCCCGCACUACCUCUCCAUCUACAAGGACAAGGACGAGACCAAGCUGCGCCACCAGAUCAACCUGUCCGAGAUCACGGCCGUCGCGCGCCAGCGAGACUCGAAGAAGAAGAUGGACCACGUCUUUGGCAUCUUUUCGCCCGCCCGCAACUACCACCUGGGCGCAUCCACGGACAAGGACGCCCAGGAAUGGGUGCACCUCAUCCGCACCGAGGCUCGCAUCGGCAUCGAGGACGAAGCUGACAUGACCGUCAUGAGCCCCAUGUCGGCCAGGGAGACGUGUGAAGGUUUUGGCACAGCCAAUCGGGAAAACAUUGUUUCAAGCUCCUCCGAGGCUGAGCCGCGACCCUCGAGCUCCAUGGUUCCAGACCGGAUACAUAGUUCACGCAGGCCCUCGCAAGCGCUCAACUACUCUGGCGGCGAGUACGGCUCCGUCUCCGACUUUGAGUUUUCCGACACCAAUCAGCCCUCGGUCACGUCGCUCCCCUCGAAACCCCCGCAGCCCAAGCGCAGCUUCAGCCAACAGAGCGCCGCCACGCCAGACGACGAGCGCGUCGUAUACCACGGCUGGCUGUACAUCCUCAAGUCCAAAGGCGGCGUGCGCCAGUGGAAGAAGAUCUGGGUGGUGCUGAGGCCAAAGGGCCUGGCCUUUUACAAGAAUGAAGAAGAAUACUCGGCUACGCACAUCAUCCCCUUCGCAAGCAUCAUCGACGCCGUAGACAUUGACCCCCUCUCGCGCAGCAAGCAGAACUGCAUGCAAGUGAUUUGUGAAGAGAAAAACUUCAAGUUCUGCGCCGCCGACGAUGACACGCUAGCAAGGUGGCUCGGCGCAUUCAAGAGUUUACUUAUCAAAAAGGACGCGCAGCAGAUGCGCUUACCCCCGCCGCCCUCCAACCCUGCAGCAGUCAUGCAGACGCCGUCGACCAUGCCCAUGCCCGUACCGACCGAGCAGGCUCUCGCUGCCAAGUGACUACCGCCCCUUAUCCAAAUCGACGCUCCUUCAGACCAGGCAAAAUGUACACAUGCGGACACUAUAUGCAUCCAAACACCAUCGCCGCCGCCGCCGCCGCCGCCUCUCUACAGCCAUUAAUUGCGACAGCACUUUCAUAGCGUCCCU
Messenger RNA from Exserohilum turcica Et28A, 1271 nucleotides. RefSeq lists its product as uncharacterized. The transcript has 2 exons. NCBI's taxonomy places the organism in Eukaryota, Fungi, Ascomycota, Dothideomycetes, Pleosporales, Pleosporaceae. Bases 42 to 1124 code for a protein of 360 amino acids. The record is from RefSeq and is a predicted model, not a curated record.